AUGAGCGGGGCUGCGUUCCCCUCGCCGGCUGCCGAGAUGGCAGAGAUCAAUCGCCUUCAGUACGAAAUGGAAUACACCGAAGGAAUCAGUCAGCGCAUGAGGGUCCCAGAAAAACUCAAAGUAGCUCCUCAAAAUGCUGACCUUGAGAAGGGCGUCCAAGAAGGAUUUCCAAAUGCCAGCGUAACCAUGCAGGUUCCAGAGCGGAUUGUAGUGGCAGGUAAUAGUGAAGACAUUCCAUUCUCCAGACCACCAGACCUUGACCUCCUUCAGUCUACUCCAUUCAAACCGCUGGCAUUGAAAACUCCUCCCCGUGUUAUUUCUCUUAGUGAUCAACCACUAGAUUUUUUGGACCUAGAGAAACCUCCACAGCAGACACCUCAAAAUGAAGAGGUCCGCUCGGUGGGAAGACUGAAGAGAGAACGUUCCAUGAGCGAAAACGCCACUCGACAGAAUGGCCAGUUGGCCCGAAAUGAUUCCAUGUGGCACAGAUCAGAUACUGUCCCAAGAAAUAAAAUGCCACGGUUCCAGUCACCUCUUUCGACUAAGGAAUGCACCGUGACACCGUCACUGCAACAGGCUCGUGUCUGUCCUCCCAGUAUGUUACCUGAAGAUGGAACUAAUCUUUACUCUGCUCGUGGCAUUUUGUCGUUCAUCCAGUCUUCCACUCGUAGGGCUUACCAGCAGGUCUUGGAUGUGCUGGAUGAAAACCGCAGGUGAUUG
Eurypyga helias (sunbittern) is the source of this 720-nucleotide messenger RNA. RefSeq names its product mitochondrial fission factor (gene MFF). The record is from RefSeq and is a predicted model, not a curated record. Gene Ontology annotation, cellular component: peroxisome; mitochondrial outer membrane. NCBI's taxonomy places the organism in Eukaryota, Metazoa, Chordata, Aves, Eurypygiformes, Eurypygidae. The transcript has 5 exons. The annotation marks the transcript as partial. Gene Ontology annotation, biological process: positive regulation of mitochondrial fission.